Messenger RNA from Antrostomus carolinensis (chuck-will's-widow), 426 nucleotides. RefSeq names its product ras-related protein Rab-11A. Lineage: Eukaryota; Metazoa; Chordata; Aves; Caprimulgiformes; Caprimulgidae. Gene Ontology annotation, molecular function: GTPase activity; GTP binding. The record is from RefSeq and is a predicted model, not a curated record. The coding region runs from base 123 to 416 and encodes 97 amino acids. The transcript is spliced from 3 exons.
GGUACUACCGAGGGGCGGUGGGAGCUCUGCUCGUCUACGACAUCGCCAAGUACCUGACGUACGAGAACGCCGAGCGCUGGCUGAAGGAGCUGCAGGACCACGCUGAUGCCAACAUUGUCAUCAUGCUGGUGGGCAACAAGAGUGACCUGCGGCACCUGCGGGCUGUGCCCACCGAUGAGGCCAGGAGCUUUGCAGAGAAGAACGGGUUGUCCUUCCUUGAGACGUCGGCUCUGGACUCCACCAACGUGGAGACGGCUUUCCACAACAUCCUCUCGGAGAUCUAUCGCAUCGUGUCGCAGAGGCAGAUCACUGGGCAACCAGAGUCAGAGUUUGGUCCCACCACGACCAUCGAGCCCAUCCGGGUGCUGCCCACCCAGCAGGAGGGCAGGCAGGCACCCUGCUGCCAGAACAUCUGAGCCCCUUGGG